UUUGUUUAGCUUUUAACAAUCUUCAACCCAAAUAAACUAAACUGAUUCACAUUAACCACUUCCUCCAAUUCAUACAUCCAAAAUCCAAAUACACCUUCAAAUCGAACCCUAAAUUGAACCACCUACACAUCAACAAUCACACAAAUUCACUACCAAAUGUCAUGUAAACCCUAUCCCCCAAUACUUGUUCAAGACGACGAUGGUGAGGUGGACUCAACAACACUUGAUCGAUUGUUCCACACGCGUUUUUCAGAUCUCAUCAUUGUUGUUAACUGCUUCAGUUUGUUAUGGAAUCGAAGAAGAAGGUUGUAGAAGAACAGACUAAUAAGAGUCACGAGGAGAACGUGAAGAUUGUGAAUUGGGAGGAUUAUCAGCAUGAGGUUGCUCGCCUUUCGAGUUUGUCGGCUGCGGUUAAUGAAGCGAAUUAUAACAAGUGUUUGCUUCAGGAGAAAGUUAAUGAGCAUUUGCAGUCAGAAGCAGAGUCAUUGAGUUGGUCAAAUCAACUAGAUGAGAUGCGUGAAAAACUGGAAGCUCGAAAGUUGGUAAUGGGAAACACAUCAAUGAAUUUAAAAGUUGUACAAGAAAAGGCUAAAAAGCAGGAGGAUCAACUUAACUCCGAGAUUAGAUCUCUGCUUAUGGCUGGAACUUCUCUUUCUGUCGCUAGUAGGAGCUUGCAGGAAGAAAAUAAUUCUUUGGCUGGAGAAAGAGGGUACGGUCAUUUAAAGAACGUGCAGAAGUUGCUGAGGAUGAGACAACAAUUCAUGGUGCUCCAAAUUUCGUUACUCUAUCCUGUGAAAGUUGCUACUGGACAUACAUUUGAGCAAGAACUCGAUUCAUAUUCCAACAACAGUAAAUCAGGGAAUCCUUCUGGAGUGAAAGCAGUUGAUGCCUCAGGAUCUCUGACUAUAUCAGGUCUUCAUCUGACUGUACUCCCUUUUAAGAAAAUGAGUUUUUUCACUGAUAAGAAGGAAGUCCAGAGCUCAGCAACUGCUCUUGGUUAUGUUGCACAUGCUGUUUCAUUAAUCGCUUUUUAUUUAGAAAUUCCUUUGCGCUACCCGUUACGAUUAGGAGGUUCUCGUACAUAUAUAUGUGAUUACGCUCCCUCGGUGGAGCCCACAUCAUCAGAUUUUACAUCAAUCUCAUUACCUUCCUUAAGCUCAAAGCCCAUGGAAUUUCCCCUGUUCUUGGAAGGACAAGACACAACAAGAUCAGCUUAUGCCGUUUUUCUACUAAAUAAGGAUUUGGAGCAGCUCUUGAAUUUUAUUGGUGUUGAAAGUUUAGGGCCACGGCACGUGCUGGCUAAUCUGAAAGAGCUGCUGAACAAGAUCCUCUCUCCAGAUUACAUCAAUUUAUAACCAAAGUUGUACAUGUUUUUUUACACCCCAUUAAUGGAGCACUUGCAGACUGACUUAUAUUGUGGAAAGCUUGUGUAAGUAACUAGGCGUUUAGGGCAUGUCUUGAUGUGAACAAUUUUUCUUUUCAUUUAAAGAAGCCGGAAAUCACAUUUGAGUGAUCGUUCUGUACGCUCUUAAUAGCAAAUAUAUCAUAGGGAUUAUAUUGUGUUGGAUUUGUUAAUUAGUAACAUGGUUAUUUUUUUUUAUCGAAAGAAAUAGAUUGUU
Messenger RNA from Helianthus annuus (common sunflower), 1619 nucleotides. Its product is annotated as UV radiation resistance-associated gene protein. Gene Ontology annotation, molecular function: SNARE binding. Gene Ontology annotation, biological process: SNARE complex assembly. Bases 288 to 1355 code for a protein of 355 amino acids. The transcript is spliced from 6 exons. The record is from RefSeq and is a predicted model, not a curated record. Lineage: Eukaryota; Viridiplantae; Streptophyta; Magnoliopsida; Asterales; Asteraceae. Gene Ontology annotation, cellular component: endosome; lytic vacuole.